CGUAGAUUUCUUGAUUCAUAAUAAAACGAACAUAUGCCAAUAAUAAUGCUGCAUUAUCAGGUAAAGUUGACUCGUCCAGUUGUAUAGAGAAAUGGAUCUAUUGUUGCUUAAGGGAAUUCUUUUAAUGAUAUCAGAUGCAGGUUUGUGUAAAACAGUUUUUAAAACCUCUUCAACGGCUGGCAAAAUUAACUGCUCUCCGAUAGUAUGCGGUUUUCCGGAUUUUGCUAUAAGUAACGAGAUAUUGUAAGACGCCCGCAAACCAUCAUCAUUUCUUUGUGACGUCGAAGCGAACAUCCUGUCCAGUGUAG
Molecule: messenger RNA, 308 nt
Organism: Acanthoscelides obtectus
Lineage: Eukaryota; Metazoa; Arthropoda; Insecta; Coleoptera; Chrysomelidae
Source: the annotation of a GenBank genome assembly